This is a messenger RNA of Nanorana parkeri, 451 nucleotides long. RefSeq names its product ribonuclease, liver-like. The transcript is spliced from 3 exons. NCBI's taxonomy places the organism in Eukaryota, Metazoa, Chordata, Amphibia, Anura, Dicroglossidae. The coding region runs from base 6 to 449 and encodes 147 amino acids. The record is from RefSeq and is a predicted model, not a curated record.
UAGAGAUGCUGAGGCUACUGAAUCCACAGAUCCCACCAACCAGGAUGUCCAGGGCCACGAUUUGCUUUCUGAUGCUUGGCAUGCUGAUCAGCCUUAUUCAUCUGUCCAACUGUCAAGAUUGGCAGUCCUUUAAGACCAAGCAUGUCGUUAGCUCACGAAACAUUAACUGCAAGGAAAAACUGAAGUAUCCCUUGUUCCUUCUCCAUGGGAAGUGCAGAGCCAAGAACACUUUUAUUGUUGAGUCCGAGAAAACAGUUCUGAGCAUCUGCAGAAAAGCGAUCAAGAAAAGGACAAUUACAAGCCCCAUGAAGGUCCGACUCGCCAUCUGUCAAGAAAGGAAAAACACUCAAUGCGCAUAUGAUAUUGAGGUUCCAAAAAAUUCACAGAUAUGUUUGCUAUGCUACAAAGGAAAGCCUAUACACUUUGUCAAACAAGGAAAAUGUUUGUAAUG